UUGAUGACUGUUGUGGGUCCGAGGUUGCUGCUGAUCUCCGAGCAGGUUUACAAACAAAGAGCAAAGACACCGAAGUGGUUCACACGUGUCAUUGAAUGUCGUCUCACUCCCGGAGUGAGAGGCCGGAGUGCUCUGGCUCCGGGAGUGAGAGGCCGGAGUGCUCUCGAGCUUCCAGCGGACGACGUGAGGUCGUUUAUGGCGAACAUUAGUUAGCCGGAAGCUAAGCUGCCGUUAGGCUGCGAUGGUGCUCGCUAGCUCGCUGAUGUCGCACCGUAAACCCGAGUCGUAAAACACCAAAUGUCUGGCCACGUUCCGCUCGCAGCUGUCAUAAAGGACUCGGGGGCUCACGUACCUACGGCCUGGCCCACGGGAGUGCUGUACGGGUUUCCAAACAUCCUGAUGAUUGACCACUUAUGGGAAUUCACAUCUUUGGCCAGACUGGAUUUGAACAACAACCUCAUAGAGAAGAUCGAGGGCCUGGACCGUCUGAUUAAUUUAACAUGGCUUAAUCUGUCAUUCAACAGAAUCGAGAAAAUUGAGGGUCUGGGGUCUCUGAGGAAGCUUGAAGUGCUGAAUUUGUCAAACAACAGCAUCUCUGUCAUUGAAAACAUGGACACACUUGAGAAACUCUCUCAUUUCCUCAUCGCAAACAACCUCCUUGGACAGUUGGACAACGUGCUCUAUCUCAGGACGUUCAAGAACCUGUUCACCGUCAACCUUUAUGGGAAUCCUGUCUCUCAGGAAGACGAUUACAAACUUUCCAUCGCGGCAUACUUUCCAAAAUUGUCGUGCCUGGACUACAGAUUACUUGACGAGAAGACCAAGAACGAAGCAUCUCUAAAAUACGGCUAUGUCCUCGACAAGAUCAAACGUGAGGAGCUGCAGAGGCAACGAGCUGAGGAGGUUAAGCAAAGCCAGGAAGCUGAAGUCAAACUCUACACGGAAGCCUUUGUGGAGUCCCUGAACGGCUCCCACCUGUUUAAGAGCAUGCUCAAAGACGAUCCAGAGGCUCUGCACAGUGUGCCCCAAGUGGCUCAUAUGCUUCAAACAUUUGAGUGCCAAAUGGUGGAGCUGUGUAUGCAGUUAUUUGAAACAGGUUUGGCAGAACACAAGCAAAGAGAGACAGAAGUGAACUCCUUCUCCGGCGGUCAGAAUGAGGCUGUGACGCACUACCAGCAGAAAGCAUCGCACAUAUUCACAGAUUUUGAGCAGCGACGCAAAGCGAGGAAGGCGGAGCUGCAGCAGUCAUCUGACCCGGAUCUCCUGAAGGUCAACAUCAACCACUGCAAAGAGGAAAUCCACCAACUCUGUAACAGCCUCAUGGCACUGGAGUUUCAGCUGAUCAGCCAGCUGGAGGAUAACAUCAAAAAGUUGGACAUCAACAUCUCAGACAUGAUUGGCAACUUCAGUGAAACUGCUCAGGGGAUAUUUGCACAAUGUCGAGAUCUGGAGGAUAAUUAUCAUGAGAAGGUGCGAGGGGUGAUUGCAUCAACUCUGGAGGAUGUGGCUAAGGACAACCGGGAGAAGGCCGUGCCGGAUCGUGAUGAAAUGAUGCUUGUUGACAAAGACACAGUGAUGGAUGCACUGGCCACCAGCCACGACAACCACCUGCAGAUGAUCAAUGACCGAGAGACUCAGCUGAUGACACGCGCCGAUGCCUGGAAGGUUGCUCUCGUCAAAGGGAUCGAAGAGAAAGAACUUAAGAGGAACCGCAUGCGAAUCUCGGACAUCCACAGAUACGCAGACCAUUUGUUGGAGCAGCUGGAAGAAUUGCAGUAGCAUCAUCGGUUAAGCCCCUAAAAACAUUUUCAACACCUCACUGGAGACAUGCCACAUACCAGCCUGCUUCAAGGCCUCCACCAACAACCCCCUCCCCAAAAAACAAGGAUCACAGGACUUAAUGCUACAGGCCCUUCGCCCUACCAUCUGAGGUUAUGAAGUCUUUUGAGGGCCUUGUCCUGUCCGACCUAAAUACCCUCACUGGUCCCCCUGCGGUAUGUCGACGACGGAGUCGACAUGGCCCUCCACUUCAUCCUCCAGCAUCUGGGCUCCUCUGGAAGCUAAGCCAGGACCCUGUUUGUGGACUUCAGCUCUGCCUUUAACACCGUCAUCCUGUCUGCAGACAAGCUCUCCCAGCUGCAGGUGCCUUCGCCUUGCAAUAAAACAUUUGCAAGUAAAAAGCAGAUACUUGAUCAAUACAUUUGUUUAACAAGCAUGAAAACAACCCCUAAUUAAAUUGGCUUUAUCCACAGUCUCUCAUCCACCUGUCG
Molecule: messenger RNA, 2270 nt
Organism: Cyclopterus lumpus (lumpfish)
Lineage: Eukaryota; Metazoa; Chordata; Actinopteri; Perciformes; Cyclopteridae
Gene: drc3
Product: dynein regulatory complex subunit 3
Exons: 13
Coding region: 298-1779 (493 amino acids)
Molecular function (GO): protein binding
Source: RefSeq, a predicted model, not a curated record